Messenger RNA from Daphnia magna, 1196 nucleotides. RefSeq lists its product as uncharacterized. The transcript is spliced from 2 exons. Bases 479 to 1093 code for a protein of 204 amino acids. NCBI's taxonomy places the organism in Eukaryota, Metazoa, Arthropoda, Branchiopoda, Diplostraca, Daphniidae. The record is from RefSeq and is a predicted model, not a curated record.
ACGACUGGCCAAUCCGUUACGCUGACGCAGUCUGUGAUAGUAAAGUCGAACGUCACUGCACAGUUGAAUUAUAGGACGCACUAAAUAGAAUCUCAACUCAAGGGAGUGUUGACUUAAAUGUUAUAUUGCUUAGCUAACUCGAGGGGCUGAUCAUCCAGCCUCCAUCUACAAGUUAUGUAGAAGUUAUGCAGUUGAAUUAUGGAAUCAACGUCAGGCUGGUUUGCUUUAAGGAUAGGGUCUUUAAACGUGUUUAACAACAACUUUCCUAUUUUGGUCAAGAAAAUUGAGUGAGGGUAAGUUGGCUUGAGCGUUAAGGAAAAGUUAUACACGAAGGAAUUUAAUCCGGUUUUAAGAAGCUCGUCUGCUGAGACAUUUGCCCUGUACUUUGCAUACUGUAUGACUACAGUAAGUCCGUGGCUUUUCCCCUCUAGUAUUGGAUGGACCAGCGAUUCACUUCUAUCCCAACUGCAGUGCCAUCAUGAUUUUAUUGGUCCUAUUUUCUCUACUGUUGGGCAAUGGAAUGACAAUAACCCCAUUGUAUCCUGCUGACACUUUUGGCAUACCAUUGCUGCGGACUUUAUCAAGUCUGAAAAGUGCUGCAUACCAAGAAGAGGAUAGAAGUAUAUCUAGAGACUUAGAGGUAGCGUUUAACAUAGGAUUAUUUGCGCUAUAUGCGAUGGCCACACCUUUUAUAGAUUCUGUAGUUGCACUCUGUGUCGUCACCCCUUCUCUUUGUUCCAUUAAGAGCAACGGAAAUUCGAUUGCAACAGUCAACCCCCUGAUGGUUAAUGCAAAUUUAAGAAAUUUGGCAGGUGGUCAUCCCAAUCUGUUGAUCCCCUUCGCUCUUGAUCGUGAGCAACAAACCAAUUACUUCAAAUUCUCAAAUCUUUACCCACCAGCAAUGGUUGACAAUGAUGCUUACCCCGAUUAUCCAACACCUUCAUUUGCCAUUGUUGCCCCUUAUUUAAUGAAGGACCAAUUCCUUCCCGCUAUGCGCCACAACUUAAUGGUGAAUUUCGCCCAUCAUCCUCUUUCCAAAUUUUACAAUGUCGUGGAUACAGCAUUAGAUGAUCUUGAUGAUCCUCUUUCAUGAUGAGACGUAAUCUGUGAUGUGGACAUUUACCAGUGGCCCAUAUUAGCUCCACAAAUGAACGAGUUAUAAUAAUGUCAAUACAUUCGAUGUGUUUUUUUUUUUU